Molecule: messenger RNA, 5697 nt
Organism: Pelodiscus sinensis (Chinese soft-shelled turtle)
Lineage: Eukaryota; Metazoa; Chordata; Testudines; Trionychidae
Source: RefSeq, a predicted model, not a curated record
UGCUGCGCGUUCGCACCCGCUGCUGCUGCUGCUGGGCGGUGGAAGGAGGAACCGCUGCCCGCUCGCUCCUGCAGCCGCCGCCGCGCUGGAGGUCCGGGCAGCAGCUCCCUGAUUCAGCAGCAGGGAGAAGACAUUAGGCAGCCUGGCCUGGCGCUUUGCUACUGCCCCCCUCCCUGCGGCGCACACGCCUCUCUCCCUCCCUCCCGCUGGCUUCUGCUCCAUCGAUGGAGCAGUGAAGGAUGGUGCCAGGCCCUGGCGAAGCGACAGCAGCAGCCUCGUCGGCCGUCUUACAGCCCUUCAAGGUUCCUGCUAGGUACUAAAUUAAUAGAGGAAACUGAUACUAAAGUCAUAUCUUCUCCGAACAGCUGGUCGGAAGCCUGGUUGUCAUUGCCUGCCUGGUGUAAAAUGGCAUUUGAGCUCAGCAUUCAGUUCUUGUUGCUGUGGGCAAUCACAGGGUAUUUCUGUGAACAGUGCAGGGAAGGUGCCACGUACUCAGCUGCAGUGAUAUCUCCUAAUUUAGAAACCACUAAAAUCAUGAGGGUUCCCCAUGCCAUGUCAACGUCCGACUGCACAGCGGCUUGCUGCGAUCUUUCAGGUUGCGACUUGGCCUGGAUGUUUGAACGGCGCUGCUACAUUGUGAACUGCCAACAUAAAGAAAACUGUGAACCCAAGAAAAUUGAAACAGUGAAAUCGUAUCUUACGUUCGUUCUUAGGCCUUCCCAAAGGCAAGGUGCGUUGCUAGGGUAUGGGGAGGUGCUGCCCAACAGGGUUCACUCUGUGGGACUGCAGGGGGGGCCCUCUGAGGAAGUGAGUAACCUGAAGGAGCUGUCUUUGCUGAGUAAAGAUCACAGGGUUGAGGAGAUGCCUGAAUACACCGAUGACUACAGGGACUUGGAGCAAGACCCCUUUCAGAUGAGCACCAAGCACGAGCCGAAAGAGAGCUCUGAUUACACGGACUGGGGCCUGAUGGUGGCCAGUGAACAUGGCUUUAACUCUUCAGUCUCUGAUUCCGGUGACAACCCUGAAGGUUUGUCUGAAGAGCAGAGGGAAGACUCACGACUGGAAAAUCUCAGGACUAAAAGCGGGUCCGAGUCUAACGCUGUCACUGUUGAACACACCAAGGAGAAGCUGCCAUCUCUCGCUGAGGUGACCUGGUCCCCAGUGGAGUCCAUGGAAAGUGAAGCAGCCAGACAACCACUUGUGCAAGCCAGUGACAACCUGGGGAAAGAGGAUCUAACGCCUUCCCAGAACCCUCUUUCAGACAAUCUGGAAUCUACCCAAGCUAUUGCAGAGAGAACCCAAAUCCCAACGACAGCUCCAAGGAGUCUGACACAAGAUGGGCUCAUACCACUUCCAGCUAGUGCUGUGCUCUCUCAGCCCACUGUCAUACAGCCCUUCUUUUCUCCUACCCCUGCUGCCAAAGCAGUAAAAGAACUCAUGGUGUCCGCUGGAGAUAACCUACAGGUGAUUCUGCCGAAAAAUGAAGUUGAACUGAAUGCCUUUGUUGUGCCGCCACCCCCCAAAGUCCCAGAAACAAGCUACAAUUAUAAGUGGAGCUUGAUUAGUCACCCUGCUAACUAUGAGGGUGAAAUGGAGUGGAAGCAUACACAGGCACUGAAACUCUCUCAACUGUCAGUAGGCCUCUAUGCCUUCAAAGUGACCGUUUCCAGUGAAAACGCAUUUGGAGAAGGAUUUGUAAAUGUCACUGUCCAACCAGCUGUCAGAGCGAACCAACCACCUGUAGCAGUUGCUUCCCCCAAUGAACAGGAGGUGUCUUUGCCCACAACUUCUACCUUCAUUGAUGGCAGUCAAAGUAGAGAUGACGCUAAGAUAGUGAGUUACCACUGGGAGGAAAUUAAAGGUCCCUUGCGAGAACAGAAGGCAUCAGCUGAUACGCCCGUUUUGCACUUGUCUAACCUUGUUCCUGGAAACUAUACUUUCCGGUUAACAGUAAUCGAUUCUGAUGGAGCAGCUAACUCCACAAUUGCAUCUCUGACGGUCAACAAACCAGUGGAUUACCCGCCCAUUGCCAACACAGGACCAAAUCAGGUGAUAACUUUGCCCCAAAACUUCAUCAUAUUGAAUGGAAACCAGAGCAAUGACGAUCAUGAGAUUGUCAGCUAUGGGUGGUCGCUUAGCCCCAAAAGUAAAGGCAAAGUAGUAGCAAUGCAGGGAGUGCGGACACCAUACCUCCAGUUAUCUGCAAUGCAGGAGGGAGAUUAUACAUUUCAGUUGACUGUUACGGACUCAGCUAGACAGCAGGCCACAGCUGAGGUCACAGUGAUUGUACAGCCUGAAAAUAACAGUCCUCCAGUAGCGGUGGCUGGUCCAGAUAAAGAGUUAACAUUUCCGGUAGAAAGCACUACACUGGACGGAAGCAAAAGCCAUGAUGACCAAGGCAUUGUUUUCUAUCACUGGGAAAAUAUCAGUGGGCCAACCCCUGUGCAAAUGGAAAAUAUUGACAAAGCAGUGGCAACUGUAAGUGGUCUGCAAGUUGGUACCUAUCACUUCCUCUUGACUGUGAAAGACAGCCAGGGAUUAAGCAACACAGCCACACUCUCUGUUACUGUUAAAGAAGAAAACAACAGUCCUCCUCGGGCUCAUGCCGGAGGCAAACACGUUCUUGUGCUUCCCAAUAACUCUAUAACCUUGGAUGGCUCCUGGUCUACUGAUGACCAAGGAAUUGUAUCUUAUCUGUGGAUUCGAGAUGGCCAAAGCCCAGCAGCUGGGGAUGUGAUACAUGGCUCAGAUCAUGAAGCAGUUCUGCAGUUAACCAAUCUUGUGGAAGGUCUCUAUACUUUUCACUUGAAAGUCACAGAUGCUAAAGGAGAUUCAGCUGUUGACACUGCUACGAUUGAAGUGCGGCCUGACCCUAAAAAAAAUGGCCUGGUGGAGUUGAUUUUGCAAGUUGGGGUUGGCCAGCUGACUGAGCAACAAAAGGACACCCUGGUGAGACAACUAGCAGUGCUGCUGAACGUCUUGGAUUCAGACAUCAAAGUUCAGAAGAUACAAGCCUAUUCAGAUUUAAGCACAGCGGUUAUAUUCUACGUGCAGAAUGGGCAUCCUUUCAAAGUAAGAAAGGCUUCAGAUGUCACACGGAUGCUGCAUGUGCAGCUGCUGAAGGAGAAGGCUGACUUCCUGCUUUUUAAAGUUCUGCGGGUUGACACAGUUGUCUGCCUCUUAAAAUGCUCUGGACAUGGUCACUGUGAUCCCAUCACAAAGCGUUGUAUUUGCUAUCAGCUAUGGAUGGAGAACUUGAUCCAGCGUUACCUAACUGAUGGAGAGAGUAACUGUGAAUGGAGCAUACUCUACGUGAUGGUAUCCACUUUCAUUCUGAUUGUGCUCUUGGUGGGCUUAGCAUGGCUCUGCAUCUGCUGCUGCAAAAGCAGAAAGAGGACAAAAAUAAGAAAGAAAACCAAAUACACCAUCCUAGAUAACAUAGAUGACCAGGAGAGGAUGGAGCUAAGGCCCAAAUAUGGUAUAAAACACAGAAGUACAGAACACAAUUCCAGUCUGAUGGUUUCAGAGUCUGAAUUCGACAGCGACCAGGACACUAUCUUUAGCAGAGAAAAGGUCGAAAGAGAGAAUCCAAAGAGCAUCAUGAAUGGGUCCAUCAAAAAUGGAGUUUCUUUCAACUACAGCUUGAAAGACAGAUAACUGAAUGAGUGUAAAAUGAAAAGAUGUGCUGAUCUGACACACCAAGAAAGAGUUGAUCCACCUUUUGUUUUUCAAAAUCAAAAGCUUCCUAAAAUAUAUUCUGACAGUGGGUGAAGAAAAUUUCCAGUGCCAUGGAGGGGGGAUUAAACAAACAACUAACUCUUGUCAUUGGUGUAAGAAGUACAUUUAUUGCUCGUUUACUCUGUGCUGAAUAUUUAUGCAUAAAUUUCAGCAGACAUUUUCCCUAUAGUAGACAGAUGAAUCACUGCUGUGACCCCAGUCAAGAGUGUUAUGUUACUAACAAUGGUGACUGAGGCUGUGAGCUAUAUUCUGGUUGUGUCUUUACUUUGUUUCUGUUACUCGGAGCUCUGUUACAUUAUGUUAUGUAUCUAAUGUAAAACAGUAAAAGCCAAUAUUCAGAGUUUCCCUGUUAUCUGCAAAAAGCAGAGUUUGGCUACAAGCUCCAUCUUCAUAUACGGUUCUUAAGUUGAAUACAAAAAGGGGAAAAUUUGUAGGUAGCAUUUUUAGUACAUAGUAUUUAUCUUUAUGCCCUGCUUUGACUGGUUUUUAAGGUAGCACGCAUAAGGUGAAAAUGACUCUGUUUAAGGGACAUUUAUUAUCUAGCAGUUUCACUUAAUCAGCUGCAAGCUAAUGUGAUACAAAUGUAUCCUUUUGCUUGAAUAUUAGGGGUCGUCUUGUUUACUUUUAGUUCGAGGUUUGGCUCUCUUGGGCUAGGGAGGAGGGCAAGACUGUCUUGACUGUUGAGCUCCUGUUCAUAAUUAUUGUUCAGCACCCAGAAAUUAUUGCUCCAUCACCUCCCUGAAAUCUGCAUAAGGGGAUCCAGUUUGUACGUUGACUUCAUUUGUUCAUGGCUACAGUGGUGGGAGAGACAGACCUUUUCAGCUGAACUUCAGUACCUGGAAAGUUAAUGGAGUAAAUAAGCAAUUUGCAAAGACCUUGAACAACAUAAAGGUGGUAAGUAACAGUAUGAAUUUGUCAAGAAUGGUGUCAAACCAACUCACCAUCUUUUCUUUGACAGGGUACCAAGCUUUGUGAAUAGGGAAAGUGAUAGAUGUGGCAUAUCUAGACUUUAGGAAGGCUUUUUGUCUCUCAUGACCUUUUCAUAAAUAAGCUAGGGAUAUACAGGGGGAUAUUCAGCCUACAUGGUGCUACUGUAAGGUGGGUGCAUAACUGGUUGCAAAAGUGGUCCCAAAUAGUAGUUAGUUGGGUUCACAGUCAAGCUGGAAGGGUUCACAGUCAAGCUGGAAGGGCAUAUUAUGAGAGGUCCUGCAAGAAUCCGUUCUGGAUCCAGUUCUGUUCAAUAUCUUCAUCAGUGAAGAUAAUAGCAUAGAGUACACUUACAACGUUUACAGAGGAUACUAGGCUGAGAGGUUGAAAGUGAUUUGGAGGACAGGAUUAAAAUUUAAAAAUGAUCUGAGUAAAGUAGAGAAAUGAUGUGAAGUAAAUAGGAUGAAAUUGAAUAAGGAUACAUAUAACGUACUCUUCUUAGGAAGGAACAAUUUAUUUGCCCACAUACAAAGUAAGAAAUGCCUAAGAAAUAAAAAGGAGCACUGCAGGAAAGGAUCUAGAAAUCAUAGUAGAUCACAAGCUAAAUGAGUCAAUAGUGUAACACUGUCACAAAAAGAGCAAACAUUACCUGGGAUGCAUUAACAGGCAUUUUGUAAGCAAGACAUGAAAAGUAAUUUUUCCGCCUAUCUCCAUGCUAAUUAGGCCUCAACUGGAGUAUUGUUCCAGUUCUGUGUGCUACAUUUCAGGCAAGAUGUGGACAAAUUGGAGAGGAUGUAGAGAAGAGCAACAAAAGGAAUUAAAGAUCUAGAAAACAUGACCUAUGAGGGAAGAUUGAAAGAAUGGGUUUGUUAGUCCGAAGAAGAGAAGAGACCAUAAGAGGGGACAUAUCAGUUUUCAAGCACAUAAAAGAUUGGUACAGAGAGGAGGAAGAAAAAUGGUUCGUGUUAUCCUCCGAUGAUAGGACAAGAAGCAAUGGGCUUAAAUUGCAGCAAGGAUGGUUUAAGUUGGACA